Messenger RNA from Sebastes umbrosus (honeycomb rockfish), 2756 nucleotides. It is a transcript of the gene fam234a, whose product is annotated as family with sequence similarity 234 member A. The record is from RefSeq and is a predicted model, not a curated record. The transcript is spliced from 12 exons. The coding region runs from base 176 to 1828 and encodes 550 amino acids. Gene Ontology annotation, molecular function: protein binding. Lineage: Eukaryota; Metazoa; Chordata; Actinopteri; Perciformes; Sebastidae.
UAUAACCAACUCGUUCCUGACGACACAUCACUAUGACAGACAGGCAGUUGUUGAGUCAGGCCCACAGACAGGCCUGCUACCUGUAGUAAGCUAAUAGCCGCAACAGCGACCACCACCAAAGACAGACAGACAGAGGAGAGUAAAAUCUGUGGGCCGGUAAUGCAUUGAGAAGACAAUGGAGACCACAGGCAGUGCCACUGAAGGCGACCCUCUGAAGAGUGGAGAGGAUGGGGCAGAGACGGGAACGGCACCAUCAGCCACAGAGCUGAAGAAGAAGAGUUGCAAGGAAGUCCUGGGUUUCGCCAAACUGACCCAUUGGCGAACCGCAGUCUUCUUCUUCUCCUUGUUCCUCUGCCUCACCAUAGUGUUCGCCUUCUCCUUCAUCAUCCCCUGUCCUGUCAGACCACAGUAUCUCCUCACCUGGAACAGGACUUUCUCUGAAGCAGCAACGUAUGACUUCAUAGCUUUUGAAGAUGCGAGCAAAGACAAGGUGAUGGAUGUGCUGUUUGUCCUCAAAAACACAGGCAGUCCGAACAAAACAUGUGUUGAUGCAGGUCUGCCCUCGCCGUGUGUGUUUGUGGUAGCGGUGGAUGGGACAGAUGGAGAGGACCUGUGGGAGUGCCCGCUAGCUCCCGAGUUCCACUGGGCCCAGUGCGGUCUGGACGAAGACAAAGGCAGAAACUGGGACUGUCUGUUAUCCCAUUCUGACCAACUCACAGCCGUUGACAAAUACACUGGUGUCGCCAGGUGGCAGCAGCCUCAGCCUCUUAGUCUGCACAGCACUGUGCCUGUUCUUAGUGUCCCAGAUCUGGAUGGGGACAAGGUCAACGAUGUGGCUCUGGUGGCAUCUGGCAACACACAGUUAAACACUCAGCUGGCGUUCCUCUCAGGGAAGACGGGUGUCCAGAUUGGUUCUACGGUGGUUCUUGACACCGCGGAGACGACCAAUCAUCUUCUCCAUCGCACUAAAAAAGGAUCUCACUAUGUACUACUACAAAAAGACACAGGCUUGUACGGACUGGCACUGUGGAGGAUCGCUGCCGAUGCUAAAGCAGGGAUGGAGGCGGGCCUCAAGAAAGACAAAGACUGGGAGAAAGCUGCCAGUGCAACCUCUGGCCUAGUACCCAUCUACGAAUCUGAUUCAGUGAGACAAGUGCUAAGAACAGGAGAAAAAGGGGACCCUCCCAACCUGCUGAUUGUGACCGAAAAUGAGGUGGUGUUAGUCGAUGGGAAACAUCGGAAGCUACUGUGGAGAUUCAAUACCAGCUCACUCCUCGGUGAGCCCUCCUUUGGCCACUUUAACAAAGACGAGUUCCUCGAUGUUGUGAUCGAGGAGGAUAUUGGCAACUCCACAAAGACGGUAAAAAUUCUUGAUGGGAAGUCCGGUGGCGUGCUUUGGGAAGUCGACCUCUUGACCAGUCCUAACUCACCAAUACCUGCCGCAGUACACACCACCAACUCCUACUCGGUCUUCGUGUUUUGGGGCAGGAUGCUCUCAGAGGCCAACUCAUCUGAGCCGCUCGAGAGCGACCUUCACUCUUACCUGCUCCACCCUCUCUACUCUAAAGUCCUCCUCGAGUCGACCAGUUUCACGGACCACAUCGUAACAUUUAAAGCCACUCUGUUGGAGCACGGACGCCACGCUGCCUUCAUCCUGCUGACGGGUCCUAAGACGGAGGGAGCCGAGGGCACCGUGGUCCUCAGCAAGUGGAAGCUGAAAGACGAUGUCCCCGGCAGUAAAGUGCUCCGCAUCGGUACCGGCGGGAGUUCAGAGACCGACACAGAAAUCAGAGAGGCCUUCAAUCGUCUACGCUUCGAGGAUUGGUGAAAGGACCAACUGUAGAAUGUAGAGUACAUCCUCAGUGUUCAAACCAUUUUGCCACCAAACCAAAGUGUGCACACUAGCUAUGACCUUCCAAACUGCUGACAACCAAAACAAUUCCUUUGUGUUUAGAUCCUUGGGUUGACUUGAUUUGACAGUGCUCUUCCGUUAAUCUCCUUUUGGACUGCAUACAUGAGUUUGAUCUUACCUUAGUGUCCAAAGCAGCUACUGUCCUGACAAUCACACUGCAUUUCUGCUCUCCUCCUGCUGAUAAAUCCACCUCGCUGUACUGUUUCUAGCACUUUCACGCAUCAAUGCAAUGCUCUGGACCUAAAGGCUUUUUUUAAAUUGCAGAGGCCGGGUUAUUAUUUGAAUCUAUGCAACUUUAUGUCACACUGGGGCUUUUAAAAGUAGCAGGUGGUAGCUCCUAUGUAUUUGACAUUAUAGUAGUCUGAAAGGAAUGGUUGCACAAUGACAGGGCUUUGCUUUUGGUACCUUUUCUAAAAAACCUGCACAGUAAAACAGACUUGAAACCCCUCCAACCUUAACGUAUACACUAUGCGGUUACAUUUUUUGUUACGUAUCCUGUUCGCGAAAGUAGUUAGGCUGUUUUGUAGUCAAUGUCGAUAAUCAGAAUGUGUUUCCUUUACUUACUCAAUCCAAGAUGCUGUAACUAGUGAUGCUCUUGAACGCACACUGACUAACCUAAUGCUGACUCUCAAAGGUUCUACAUAAUAUUGACGUACUGCUGUUGGUUUAAGGCUCAUCAUGAAGCUGUUUUUUUUUUUCUCUUUCUCAGUGAUUUAUAUCAAAUGAGGUUCCUGUUUUUGCUGUACAUUAAUGAAUUGAACCUGUGGGGCUUUUGUCGGAGCCGACUUUUCUUUCUGACUUGAUUUGUUUGAAUGUGAGCAAUAUUAAAGAGUUUUAAAAGAAC